GUGAUGAGGACAUGGUCAGUGACGUAUCAGUGAUUUCCGUGGAUCAAGAAAGUGGAGAAAAUGGCGGCAUGUCUGAACAAAACAGCUGCCAAAAUCAUCGACUGGUUGAGAACGCAUUUAUGCACACUGACGUUUUAAAAAAUCCGAUUCCACAAGUAAUCUGUUGAUAAAAACCAAUCAAAAGAGCAUACAACAAACAGAAUCGGGUUCCCUGGUAAUUGUGGAAUCUGGUAGUGUGCAACCAGGAAAAAAGGACAGCUCUAUUGACGGAAACACUCCUCAGCAUGUUGAAAUUCAGUCUGAAUUUACUCGACAACCCAAGGAGGCGAGAGUAACAGUGAAGAAAGAAAUUAAGAUUGACAUUAAUAUCUCAAUGACUUCAGCUGUCACAACCACCGUCACAAAAGAAACACAUCAAUCUAAAUCAAACACAUCUGAGUCUAACACUUCCAUUAAUAUUCAGCAUUCAAGUGAACGUUUCACAGAAAAAGAGGGUUUGAAUGAAAAAAUAACAGCAAAUUCACUCAAUCACGAAACUGACACUCAUAUUUCUAAUUUACCACCUGCUGAAAUUCAUUUUUGCCGUGACAAUAAGGACAAGAUAAUUCAUAACUGCCCAAAGACACGUUCUCAUUGUAUGAAUAAAGCACCUAGUGAACAUAUGUCGAAACCUAAUCCCUCUAACGACAAAAAUUUAGAUACUGCACUUUACAAGACACAGUCUAAAAAUGACCACAACACUGAAAACAAAGAAGUAACAGAAUCGCUGCAAAAUAAUACCAUGAAAACCCCUGUUAGCAAAGACCAAUUAAGCACAUUGACUGGGACAUCUAAGGUUAAGGAAAGCAAAACAAGUAUAGAAAAUGUUCAUUUUGAUCCUGACCUUGAAUCGAACACGAUCAAGAAAACAGAUAAUGCAAAUAAAGCAGUACAAAGAGAUAAAGACGAAAACAAUGUUACAGAUGAAAACGCGUCUGGCAUGCCACGUACCAAUGCUAUCGACAAUACGACAAAUUCAAUCCCUAAUCAAAAGGCUCAGAACGAUGAAUAUGUUGAUUUACCGAUAUCCGAGAAGACAGGAGGGACAAAUAAGUCAAAUGUAUUGGCACAUUCGGAGAAAAUAACGAAUAAUCAAUCCUGUUUCUCGUCUGUUAGCGCGAAGCCUUCAGAUAAAUCUGUAAUUAUUGAGUCGGGUUCAUUUCUGCAGACUGCGACUUGUAAAACACUAUCCAGUAGUAAUGACAAAGCAAACGUCAGUCAAAAUCAAGGACAUUUCACCGACAAUGUAUUUUUAUCGCAUCGAUUAUUACAAAAUCAAGUCAGGGUAUUAGAUACAAGUAAUUAUCACAGUGGCAAUACGUCUGAGGAGAAAUCAAAUGUAUCAGGAGGCUGCACUUCUGACGAGAAGGAGAAACCGUUACAUUUGUCGGCAAACACGACUAAUAUAGACCGUGGUAACAAUCCUCUGGAUAACACUGACAGGUUUGAUAACACUGAUGGGAAGGUCAAUGCGUAUUUCAGUGAUCACCAGUCCUGUAAUAUCAGAGAAUCAAGUAACGAGGUGAAUGUUUCUCCUGUUAAAAGCCAACAAAUUACGCUGCCAAAGCCAUACCUACUAAAUUCAGUAAAUGAUGUGUUCUCUGAAAAGGACAACUCCUCCAGUGAUACUUGCAAUGAAAUUCCAAUUUCAUAUCCCGGGGACCCUUUAAAUUUACUAAACUCUAAUAUUUCAUAUGCAUUUGAUACGAUGUCAUCAUGCAUACCGAACACAAUGCCCCCAUUGUCACAUUCCAUUGGAAAACCAGUCUUUGAUAUGAAAUCUCACAAUUACAAUGAUGAGACUACCAUUCGGCCUGAAAAUUCACAUUUUGGUAUCAACUCUUUGUAUAAACCAAUCUCUGAUUUAAAAUCGCAUAUGGGAGAAAAUAAACCUGAACAUUCAAACCAAAGCGAUAUCUUUGAAAUAAAACCGAAUGAAUUCAGAAAGAGUGACCAAGUAAAGGAAACAGGCUCAUUGGAGCUAAGAGAAUUAAAGUGUGAUAUACCCCAAAGGACAAACACGUUGCAGUCAUACAUCAAACACACGAACAAAAAGCCAUUGGUUUCAAACAGGAUAAGUGCAAAUUCUGAUUUAUUGAAACAAAGAAAAAUACCAAAAGGUUCAAAACCGGUAGAUCUGGUAAUGGCAAUAAAGCAAACGGACAAACUACAAAUACAACGUGAAAAUGUCGACACAAAGACGGAAGAGAUAUUGGAAGAAAACGUUCAGAAGACACAACCACACGACGAGGAAAAGAACAACGAUACGGAAUCAAACAUGUUUUCAAAAUUGGAAUUUUCAGAAUCUCUUGAUUCAAGCUCAGAAGACGAGGGCAUCCAAGUUGAAGAAUUCUCUUUGGAUGAUACAGAAGAUGACACGUGGUCCUUGGCAACGUUUGCAAUGCCAACAAAACUGGAAAUGGAUCAAAAAGAGGAGAAUAUACCACUUAGAUAUUACAAACAAAAGCGUUACAAGAAGAAAUCAAAAGGUUAUAUAAAACAGUUUUACCAAAAAGCUUUCGACAAAUCGCAGGAUAUAAAUGACAUAGGUCCGAAGAACCCAAUUAACUUACCUUUUAUGAAUUCACAUAUAGAGAACAAGUCGACUUCAGUCGAGGAUAGUAGCUUCAAGAUGGAGUUUGAUGAAAAAGAGGAAGGUAUAAAAAUCCAUUCUUCAAAUAAUACUAUAGCUAUAGUAGACCCAACGGGAACGUUUGCUUAUACAAGAAGUGAACAGACAACGAUGGAAGAUAAGACAAAGUCAGACACUUUGCAAAUAAGGACCGAUGACAGAGACAAAGGAAAAACAUCUAAAACUAAAGAAGAAUACACAAGGAACUCUGACAAGAACACAAGAAUGGUAAUAGAGCAAGAAAAAACAAGACAAUUGCCCCAGAAGUCAAUGAAAUGUGAGAUUGGCGAAUCUGUUAAUCAGAAUAUGGUGAAACAUCUGGGGAACAAUGAAUCUUGUAAACUAAAAGCUAUAGACAACGUUCUUAGAGAUAGCAAAAUUUCAAAUUCCGUUCCGCAGGUAACUGAAAGCAGCAAAUGCAUUACCUUAAACAGUGUCGAGAAGAGUCAAACAUUACCAGAAAUCCAUUUCAAAGAAAAAAAUGAUGUUAGUUUCGUAUCUCUUCCUGACAACGACCUUAAAAAAGAAGUAAAACCGGACAACAAAACUACAAAGACGUCUAGUUUGUUGUCAAAAGCAGAGUCGAUGUCCUUACCAAGUGUAGAAGUCAAAAGAGCGUUCUCUGUCAAUGAAUCAGGAACGAAACGGAAGAGUCAACAAUUAAAGGUAUCUACUACAAAAGAAACCAAGUCUAAAACACCGUCCACGAAAGUGGACAAAACAUCUGUAAAAAAGAAAGCAAAGAAGACUAAAACUACGAAGUUUACGAGAAACAUAACUUUUAGAGUAAGCAACGAAGAAAAACCCGUGGUCGAAAAUUACGAUAAAUUUGGAGAAAAGGAGGAAAAAUUGAGAGAAGAGAAACCAAACAAAUUUAGAUUUGAUCAACUACCGACGAUACGCAAGUCCAAAGCAAAGGAAAAACCUCAGGCAACUAAAAAAGCGCAAAAGUGUUCAACGAAAGAAAAUGAAAACUUUGAUGAGAGUGAAAAAUUACACGAAGAAUUAAAUCUUCCAAAUGUGGGAAACAAUGUACAAUCAGAAAAGCAGCCGGACGGAACAUGUAAGCCGUUGGAGAAAGAUCACGUGAUAAUUGGUGCUGAUGAAGGGGAAGGGAGGCUAGUUCAAUCCACAGAGAAGAAGUUGGUCUUGCAGAAAAAUACCAAGAAGAAAAUGAAGAAAAAAAAGAAGAAGAAGAAAGUACAAAAGACGAAGGGAUUCAGCAGCGACUCUGAUGAUGAAAUUGAAAUUGACCCAAGUGUUUAUUUUACAUCAAGGGCCGGUAACUCUUCCCGCCCUGCCUCGUCACAUGAACUUCCUCAACUAAUUAACAAAAUCAAGCUAACUGCCAGUUGCACAGACAUAAGAUCACUUUGUGGAGAUAUAGACUGACUCAUUUAACAUGCAUUGCUGUAUACUUUUACACAGCUUUGCACUUUCAUUUCUAUUUAUCAUAUUAUUCAUAUAUCGAAUAGGGCAAUUGUUUUUUUGGCAAAAAUAUAUACAUUUAUUGCACAAUCAAAUUCAAAGUGACUUCUCAGUACCCACACAUAUCGACUUUGUGUGCUGAACAAUUGAAUCACUGAACUCGCAGACAGACUUAUGGGUUUGUACAUUGAUGCCCUCAAAGUCAUAAAUCUUUUGUUAUUGCAUAAUGGAAAAGGGUUUAUUUGCAUACAGGAGUUUCUAUGUGCAUUGUCUUGUUAUAUUUGCUUUUUACUGGUAGAAAAACAAUAAAUAUCUCAAAAUGAACAAAUAUCCAUAGUAAAUGCUUUAGUCACAACGUUUCUUCCUAAUAGUAAAUUGGCUAUGUCCCUUUGUAAUUUAUCCACAACUAAACCUAAUGGCAAUGAUUAUGCAGAGUUUACC
This is a messenger RNA of Magallana angulata, 4540 nucleotides long. RefSeq lists its product as uncharacterized. The transcript has 2 exons. Bases 374 to 4063 code for a protein of 1229 amino acids. NCBI's taxonomy places the organism in Eukaryota, Metazoa, Mollusca, Bivalvia, Ostreida, Ostreidae. The record is from RefSeq and is a predicted model, not a curated record.